AUGAAAUAUCUAAGCAUGAGGAAUACGCAAGUGGGAGCUGUUCCAAAAUCCAUAGGAAAUCUUUGGAAUCUAGAGACCUUGGAUCUAAGAGAUACCUUUGUAACUAAGUUGCCUAUGCAAAUAGGGAAACUUUGGAAACGUCGACAUCUCCUUGUUUAUCAUGGCAAAUUUCGCAGGGGCUUUCAAGCCCCUACGGAAAUUGGAAAUUUGUCAUGCGUACAAAAUCUUGGUGCAAUCCAGGCAAACCAAAGCAACAACAAGAUUUUAAUGGGAGAGCUUGGGAAGCUUACUCAACUAAGAACUUUAUGUAUUGCAAAAUUGAAGAGCGAAAACGUAUUGACAUUUAGCUCGUCCCUUGAAAACUUGAGUAAACUCCGCUCUUUAUCUAUUCGUGCAACAAAAAGGGCUGAGAUCGUUGGUCUGAAAUCUUUGUCCCAUGGUCCUACAUUUCUACAGAGGCUAUACUUGAAUGGACGUUUAGAAAAGAUACCAAGUUGGAUAUCUUCUCUUCAUAGCUUGGUCAAACUAUGCUUACAUUGGAGCAGGCUAAUGAAUGACGAGACACUAGAAUGCCUACAAGAUAUGCCCAAUCUCUUAGAACUUUCAAUUUUUUUUGCUUUUGGUGGGGAGAGAUUGUGUUUUUAUGACUGGAGGGUUUACGAGGCUCAAGAAAUUGGAGCUUACAGGUGCAUUAGCAUUGAGCUGGACGAAUGUGGAGCAGGGCGCAAUGCCUCAUCUUGUACACCUAUCUAUCAUUUUAUGUCCUAA
Messenger RNA from Ilex paraguariensis (yerba mate), 768 nucleotides. The record is from the annotation of a GenBank genome assembly. Lineage: Eukaryota; Viridiplantae; Streptophyta; Magnoliopsida; Aquifoliales; Aquifoliaceae.